AUGGCCAGAGUAGAGAGGAAAGGGAGAGAAGCGUGUGAGUCUGAGCUCAGCGUCUUGAGGCGGGUUAGCCAUUGCUACAUAGUCCAGCUCAUGGAGAUCUUUGAGGCAUGUGAUCGAGUUUACGUGGUGAUGGAGCUGGCCACAGGAGGUGACCUUUUCGAUCGACUCGUUACUCAGAGAUCCUUUACAGAGCAGGACGCUGUGAGAAUCCUCCGGAUGGUUGCCGAUGGGAUCAGGUAUUUGCACACUUUGAGAAUAACUCAUCGGGACCUAAAGCCUGAAAAUCUCUUAUACUAUCAUCCAGGUGCUGAGUCGAAAAUUUUAAUCACCGAUUUUGGGUUGGCAAACUCUGGGGACAAAAGUGGUGACUGGAUGAUGAGGACGCUCUGUGGAACACUGGAGUACAUAGCCCCCGAGGUUUUGCUAAGAAAACCUUAUACCAGUGCAGUGGACAUGUGGGCUCUUGGUGUAAUUACAUACGUUCUACUCAGUGGAUUCCUGCCUUUUGACGAUGAAAGCCACAUGAGGCUGUAUAGGAAAAUUCUGAAAGGCAAAUAUCAUUAUACGGAAGAGCCUUGGCCAAGUGUUUCCCAGUUGGCGAAAGACUUUAUAGACAAACUACUGAUUGUGGACGCUAGUCAUCGCAUGUCAGCUGGCCAGGUCCUGGAUCACCCCUGGGUGAUCACCAUGGCUGCAGGGUCUUCCAGGAGGAAUCUUCAGAGGGCCAUUUCUUGGAACCUCAUGCGGAAGUCCUCUCCCUAUUCACAGGGUCCCAGAUCUGCACAGUCUUCUAAGUCAUAUUAUCCUCACAAAUCAAGGCAUAGGAGGAGCAAGAGAAACUUAGAGGUAGAAGAAUCACCGCUUUUGUGA
Molecule: messenger RNA, 870 nt
Organism: Choloepus didactylus (southern two-toed sloth)
Lineage: Eukaryota; Metazoa; Chordata; Mammalia; Pilosa; Megalonychidae
Product: serine/threonine-protein kinase H2-like
Exons: 4
Coding region: 1-870 (289 amino acids)
Biological process (GO): protein phosphorylation
Molecular function (GO): ATP binding; protein kinase activity
Source: RefSeq, a predicted model, not a curated record